Messenger RNA from Exserohilum turcica Et28A, 3171 nucleotides. RefSeq lists its product as uncharacterized. Lineage: Eukaryota; Fungi; Ascomycota; Dothideomycetes; Pleosporales; Pleosporaceae. The coding region runs from base 1 to 2691 and encodes 896 amino acids. Gene Ontology annotation, cellular component: GATOR1 complex. Gene Ontology annotation, biological process: cellular response to amino acid starvation; negative regulation of TORC1 signaling; TORC1 signaling. The transcript is spliced from 3 exons. The record is from RefSeq and is a predicted model, not a curated record.
AUGGCUGUCCCCCUGCCACCCGCGUCCAACCUUCACGCCAUUCUUCUCGUCACCAAGUCGCGCUCGCUUGGUCCCCGUCUCGUCUUCCACUACCCUCCCCUGUCGCCAUCCGCUGCUGCCCUCGCUGCCGCCAAAGACCCAGCUUGGUUCCGCCACGACGCGUCAACGGCAAGCGUCGAUUCGCGCAGCUCCGACAGCGAUUGGGACAGCAGCACCGACUCGGAAGACGACAAUGAUGUCGAGAUAGGAAGCCGCACUAGCGGCGGCCGCGGAUCGGGGAGGGCUUUGACGGGCCGUGUGAGCGACAAGUCCAAGCUUGGGGCCGGCGUAUGGGGCAAGCACGAGACAAUCGACGAGGAGGAUACCGAGGACGGCGACGAAAGCAGCGGCAAUGGGCGCAGACGAAAGGGCGGCGACUAUGACUGGGACACCGUGUUGGGCUUCAAGACGGAUGCGCUGGAGAAGAUGUUGAGCCCAAGCAAGGACUACAACAAGCGGCGCUUCGAGCUGGGCGUCGAGAGCAUCGUCUUUGUUGGCGCUCCAAUGUUUGUAAGAGAAGACGGCCUGUGGAAGAAGCUCAAACGGAAGAAGAAGAAGCGAUCCGACAAGGACAAGCUCCAAGACGGUGACCUCGUCAAGAAUCUGACCAUCGUGGACGAAGAUGAUGGGGCUGAUUCUCCCAAAGCCCCGCCGAAACCGGUUCCCGAGCCAUUCGUCUAUCCAGAGGGCUUUGAGCCAGGCUAUGGACACGACUCCAUGUCCAGUGGACCAUCAGCAGCCCCGUCAGAAGCUGGGUCCGACACUCGAAGUAACUCGACCACGCACGAUAACAAUCCCGACAUGACCAUGUUCAAUGUUGUCUUUGUGCUCAAUCCCCCCGUGCUCGAGUACCAGCAACGCGUCAAGGAAAUGUAUGACAACGUGACGCGCAAGUAUGCCAAGGCGCUCAAGUACGAAGAGGCACGCUUCCAGUAUGUCUGGAAAGAGUCGAAGCGCAUCAUCGACAUUAAGCAGCGAGCAAAGGAAACCAACGAGUCCCUCACCGCGACCUGGCGCAAGAUUGUCAACACAUCCCCCCUUGCCAAGUCUAUCGCAAUCAUGUUCGACGCAAUAUCGCACGACAAGAUUGCCCAUAUCCACUUUGAUGCUACCUUUAAUACGUCGUUUCAAAUACCACAAGCUGAUUCGACGCCGUAUCUGCCCACUGCAAUCGAACCACAGAUGCCGGGCCUAUGGCUGACUACGUCAAACGUCGUCUUGGAGGAUGACGAGGCUCCCAUGACACAGCAUGCUGCUUUGCUGCUUCUCGAGGAUGCAGAAGUCCUGAUCAAAGACCUCGGUGGAGAUGCAACAGGCAAUGCUGCCGCCAUCGCCUUUUACAUCCGCAACAUCAUACCGACAAAGUCACUGCUGAAAAUCUCAAAGAGACACAACAUCUCAGCGCACGACAUGGAGUACAUAGCAAGCCAUCUCGUGUAUUGGCGACGCGCGCGCCUGAUUGCGCCCCUGUCACCGCGUGACACGUACAUUGUUAGUCCAAACGCCGACAUGACCGUUCUCCCUGCGGCCAUUGCUGCCUAUGCGCAACGCUUUCCAACCUUGCCUACCUUGCCCAAGAUACUGAGCAUGCUGUCUGGUACGCCUCGGCCGUACAGGAGUUUCAUACCCACAGCUGAGCAUCGCGAAGCCUACAUGGACAUUCUAGCUUGGCUUAUGCGUGGGGGCUGGGUGACACAGCUGCGAACAUUUGCUUGGGUGCGUGUAACACCCGAGAUCAAGGCUCAAGUUGCGACGGAGAUGGAACGCGAGGAGCGGAUAAAGAAAGCCGAAGAAGCGCGUAAAGAAAUGCUCGGCGACAACGAUUCCAACGCAGAGAGCUUGCUUUCCGGCAAACGCAGUAGUCUGUUGUCACUGAGUUCCCUCAGGACGUCGUCACCGUUACGACGCACUAGAAGAGACGGGGAAGAAGAAAUGGAAAACAGUACAAUUUUGAGUCCACGACUGACGUCCGCGGCAAUGACACGCAGCUCUUCUGCACGCACAGGGUCGGACGCUGGAAGUACAAGUAGCCAACGAACAACGAUUGCGCUCAACUCGUCGCAGCGAGCCGAAUCACCCUCGCAUAUUGGCUUGCGAGAAAUCAAGCCGCAUCGGCCCUCGCCGCUGCACUUGAAGCCUACUUCUCCCUCACCGUCUCGCAAUUCGAUAGUCUCUCCGACUUCGCCUCUGGAAAUGCCGGUGCCUCAGGACCCCUCGUCUUUUACCCACACUACCAUACUUUCGCCCCAAAAAGCAUCCUCUCUCGAGGCACGCUGGCUUGACAAGAUUGCGCAGACCUUUGAAGAAUCUGCCAUUGAGUCUGCACACCCAAGCCCACCAAAGCAAACGGACGGCGGGUUUGGCGGCAUCACGGGCAAAGAACUAAGAGAAAGCUGGCCAAUGCUCUUGAGGCACUUGGACGGAGAGUGCAAACAUAUCAUGAUGUCGUAUUUGCGAUGUAUCAAAUCCCACCGUGGGAGUAACGACCCCGAAUGCCGCGACCUUUCCAAAUCAUAUCUAUCUUGCCGCAUGGACCGGAAUCUAAUGGCUCCCGACUCGUUUAAGAAUCUGGGAUUCAGUGACGACAGUGAUAGCUCUAGUGUUGCAACGACAGCGCAAUCAUCGUCGACCCAAAACCAAGGAAAGCCGUGAGGAGCGGUAUAAUGCCCAUGCGAUCAAGGGCUUAGGCCGUCUGGCCACCUGUGAUCCGGUUAUAUACCGGUAGCCGAGCUCACGCCGACUUUACGAAUCCUAGUUUUGCACCUUGUUAUAAAUCCGAUCUAGCCGACGAUCGUAUUCUGGCCUAGUCUUAUCAUGCGUUUUUUGCAGUUGUUCGGCAGCGUUGGCCGCUUACAUGGAAGAGACGCCAAGCAUCAUGAUGUGCGCGAGAUACACAAGGACAAGACUUGUGUGGGAUCAAGAAACGGAACUAGACAUGCCAGAGUGCACAUGAAUACGGCACAUGCAAGAGCCAUAAGGGGAUACGAAGAGAUAACAGCCUGACAGAUGCUGCAGAUAGCCGGAAUGGGCAUGACCGGAUGCAUCGCAGCAAGGUGGAAACUGAGUUAAUGUAGGCCAUACACGUGCUUCCAACCACGCUACCUGUCUGUGUAGCUUGGCCAUCAAUACAAC